AUGGCACUGGCUCCAAUUCCAAAAGUUGUUCUAGGAUCAAUAGCCUUUGCAAUCUUUUGGGUAUUAGCAGUUUUCCCAUCAGUGCCUUUUCUACCAAUUGGUAGAACUGCAGGGUCCUUGCUAGGUGCAAUGCUUAUGGUCUUAUUCCAAGUUAUUACUCCAGAUCAAGCUUAUGCUGCAAUUGAUCUUCCAAUUCUUGGUCUUCUUUUUGCAACAAUGGUUGUCAGUGUUUAUCUUGAAAGAGCAGACAUGUUUAAAUACAUAGGGAAAUUGCUCUCUUGGAAAAGUAGAGGAGCAAAGGACUUACUUUGUAGAAUCUGUUUGAUUUCUGCUGUAUCAAGUGCUCUUUUCACCAAUGACACCUCUUGUGUUGUUUUGACUGAAUUCAUAUUGAAAAUUGCAAGGCAGCAUACUCUACCACCACAUCCUUUCCUACUUGCACUUGCUUCUAGUGCUAAUAUUGGGUCCUCAGCAACUCCAAUUGGCAACCCUCAAAAUCUUGUUAUAGCUGUUCAGAGUAAAAUAUCAUUUGGGAAGUUUCUUACUGGUAUUCUUCCAGCUAUGAUUGUAGGAGUUGUAGUGAAUGCUUUAAUUCUUAUAACCAUGUAUUGGAGAUUGUUAUCUAUUCAUAAGGAUGAAGAGGAUCCAGUUGAAGAAGUUGCAGCAGAAGAGGAGGUUAAUUCCCAUCAGUUUUCUCCAGCUACAAUGUCUCAUUUUACAUCAAUAAAUUCUCAAGAAUGGAAUGACUGUCUAGAAUCUAUUAAUAUUCAAAACUCUCCUCAAGUUCAGACUCUAAGAAACCGAUCAGCACCAAUUGAAAGUGAAAUUAACAAUGUUCUUAGCAGCACAUGUACACUGGAUUCCACAAGAAACUCAAAUGCAUCAGUAGAGGGGACAAAUGAUAUGGCUUCUCAGACUAGGGAGGAAACUAAUCCUUCAAAAACUGUUGUAGCAGUAGAUAAACCAAUAGAAGCACAUGUUAUGCCCUCUGCAGAAGAAAAGGACUAUAUAAACGAAAAAUGGAAAAGGGUACUUUGGAAAUCUUGUGUUCUCACUAUCACAUUAGGAAUGUUGAUUGGAAUGCUUCUAGGUUUGAAUAUGUCAUGGACUGCAAUCACAGCUGCACUAACUUUGGUGGUUCUUGAUUUCAAGGAUGCUAGGCCAUGCUUAGAGAAGGUUUCCUAUUCACUUUUGAUAUUCUUUUGUGGAAUGUUUAUCACAGUAGAUGGCUUCAACAGAACUGGAAUUCCAAGUGCUCUUUGGGACUUCAUGGAGCCAUAUUCUCAGGUAGAUCAUGCUAGUGGAAUAGUAAUACUUGCUCUAGUUAUACUAAUCCUAUCAAAUUUGGCUUCAAAUGUACCAACUGUACUAUUGCUUGGAGCACAAGUUGCAGCCUCAGCAGCUGCAAUUUCCAAAGAAGAUGAGAAUAAGGCAUGGCUCAUCUUAGCUUGGGUCAGCACCAUAGCAGGGAACCUGUCACUAUUAGGAUCUGCUGCCAACUUGAUAGUGUGUGAACAAGCUCGCCGAGCUCCAAACCUUUCAUACACAUUAACCUUCUGGAACCAUCUGAAAUUUGGCCUUCCUUCCACUCUUAUAAUCACUGCUAUUGGUUUGACACUUAUAAGAUGA
Messenger RNA from Gastrolobium bilobum, 1629 nucleotides. Its product is annotated as silicon efflux transporter LSI2-like. Lineage: Eukaryota; Viridiplantae; Streptophyta; Magnoliopsida; Fabales; Fabaceae. Gene Ontology annotation, biological process: transmembrane transport. Gene Ontology annotation, cellular component: membrane. Bases 1 to 1629 code for a protein of 542 amino acids. The transcript is spliced from 3 exons. The record is from RefSeq and is a predicted model, not a curated record.